Zygotorulaspora mrakii is the source of this 765-nucleotide messenger RNA. Its product is annotated as SDR family oxidoreductase. The transcript has a single exon. Gene Ontology annotation, cellular component: intracellular anatomical structure. Bases 1 to 765 code for a protein of 254 amino acids. NCBI's taxonomy places the organism in Eukaryota, Fungi, Ascomycota, Saccharomycetes, Saccharomycetales, Saccharomycetaceae. Gene Ontology annotation, molecular function: oxidoreductase activity, acting on NAD(P)H, oxygen as acceptor. The record is from RefSeq and is a predicted model, not a curated record.
AUGACGAAAGUGGUUUUAGUAACAGGAGUUUCCAGAGGCAUUGGAAAGUCUAUUGUGGAAACGAUAAUAAAGUUGGAUGAUGAAAUAAUUGUUUAUGGUAUUGCACGCUCUGAGCCUCCUUUAAAGGAAUUGAAGCGAAAGUACGGAGGAAGGUUCUUCUAUGUUGUUGGAGAUAUCACAGAUGACAGUGUGCUAAAGCAGCUUGUUGGUACUGCGGUUGAAGGCCAUGGCAAGAUUGAUUCCCUGAUUGCCAAUGCUGGCGUUCUAGAACCAGUCCAAAAUGUUAAUGAUAUUGUCGCCAGUGAAUGGAAGCAGCUAUUCAAUAUAAAUUUCUUUAGCAUUGUUUCCUUGGUAUCGAUUGCUUUGCCUUACUUGAAAAAAACACAUGGUAACAUCCUUUUUGUCAGUUCAGAUGCGAGUGACACCUAUUUUAAUUGUUGGGGGGCGUAUGGGUCAUCCAAAGCUGCAUUGAAUCAUUUUGCAAUGACUAUUGCAAAUGAAGAGAAAGAUGUCAAGGCACUUGCCGUUGCACCAGGUAUUGUUGAUACGCAAAUGCAAGUUGAAAUAAGAGAGAACUUUGGGCCAAAAUCAAUGUCAGAGCAGUCACUCAAGCUCUUUACCGGACUAAAGGAAGAUAAUCAGCUUCUCGACAGCUCUGUUCCAGCAACGGUUUACGCUAAAUUGGCCGUAAAGGGCAUACCGGAUGCAAUUAAUGGACAGUAUUUGAGCUUCGAUGACAAAUCCUUACAAGAUUUUGCUAAAUAA